AUGUGCCUUCAAAGACUAUCUCUUCUUCUUUUUCUCCUCUUCACUCUCUGUUCAUCUCCUGUUUUUGCUCUUAAAAAGUCUUACAUAGUGUACUUGGGAUCUCACGCCCAUCCUCCUCACCUCUCUUCUGUUCAUCUCAAUGGCGUUGCUCACUCACAUCGCACUUUCCUCGCUUCUUUCUUGGGAAGCCAUCAAAGUGCAGAAGAAGCAAUCUUUUACUCAUACAAGAGACAUAUCAAUGGCUUCGCUGCGGUUCUUGACGACAAUGAAGCUGCAGAGAUCGCAAAGCAUCCUGGUGUAAUAUCUGUGUUCUUAAACAAAGGAAGGAAACUGCAUACGACUCAUUCAUGGAAUUUCAUGCUCCUUGAGAAAAAUGGUGUUGUUCACAAGUCUUCUUUGUGGAAGAAAGCAGGAUUCGGAGAAGGCACAAUCAUAGGGAACCUGGACACAGGUGUGUGGCCCGAGUCAAAAAGCUUCAGCGAUGAAGGGUAUGGAGAUGUUCCGGCUAGGUGGAAAGGUAGUUGCCACAAGGAUGUUCCUUGCAACAGGAAGCUCAUUGGUGCUAAAUACUACAACAAAGGUUACUUAGCCUACACUGGCUUUCCUUCCAACGCUACCUUCGAAACCAGUCGUGACCACGACGGUCACGGUAGCCACACUCUCUCCACGGCAGCCGGUAACUUUGUUUCAGGGGCCAAUGUUUUUGGCCUCGGAAACGGGACAGCCAGCGGUGGCUCUCCUAAAGCUAGAGUCGCCGCUUACAAGGUUUGCUGGCCGCCUGUGCGCGGGGCGGAAUGUUUUGAUGCUGAUAUGUUGGCUGCGUUUGAUGAAGCCAUCAAUGACGGUGUGGAUGUUAUCUCGGUUUCAGUGGGUGGUGAUUCCGGAGAUUAUAUGAACGAUGGUAUAGCCAUUGGAUCCUUCCACGCUGUCAAAAACGGGGUGACGGUUGUGUGUUCGGCUGGGAAUUCGGGUCCUAAAGCCGGAACCGUAUCAAAUGUCGCACCGUGGAUUAUUACAGUCGGAGCUAGCUCCAUGGAUAGAGAGUUUCAAGCUUUUGUUGAGCUUAGCAACGGCCAACGCUUCAAGGGAACGAGCCUCUCAAAGGCUUUGCCCGAAAAGAAGAUGUACGACUUGAUCAGCGCCGCAGACGCUAAAGCAGCCAAUGUGUCCGCGACACAAGCAUUGCUAUGCAAGAAAGAUAGUUUAGACGCGGAGAAAGUAAAAGGGAAGAUCGUCGUGUGUCUAAGAGGAGACAACGCACGUGUGGACAAGGGACAACAAGCGGCCGCUGCUGGAGCUGCAGGAAUGAUACUAUGCAAUGACAAGGCAAGCGGAAACGAGAUAAUCUCAGACGCCCAUGUUCUUCCUGCUUCUCAAAUCGACUACGAAGAUGGUGUCGCUGUGUUUUCGUACUUAGGUUCAACGAAAUAUCCCAAAGGUUACAUAAGGGCACCAGCUAGUAAGCUGAACACAAAGCCUGCUCCUUUCAUGGCCUCAUUCUCUUCCAGAGGACCUAACAUCGUCACGCCGGACAUUCUCAAGCCUGACAUCACUGCCCCCGGUGUUAACAUCAUAGCCGCCUUCACGGAAGCCACAAGCCCUACGGAUUUAGACUCUGACCAUCGCAUAACUCCUUACAAUACCGAAUCAGGAACUUCAAUGUCUUGUCCUCACAUUUCCGGUAUCGUUGGUCUCUUGAAGACUCUUCGCCCUCAAUGGAGCCCGGCCGCAAUCCGAUCUGCCAUCAUGACAACUGCAAGAGUCAGAGAUAACACAAGAAACGCUAUGGUUGAUCAAUCUUUCAACAAAGCAACUCCUUUCAGCUACGGUUCAGGCCAUGUCCAACCCAAUAAGGCCUCUCACCCUGGCCUUGUCUAUGAUCUCACAACUAGUGACUACUUAGACUUCCUUUGCGCCAUCGGUUACAACCAAACAGUAGUUCAACUCUUUGCCGAGGAUCCAAAAUACAUGUGUCGCCAAGGAGCCAAUCUUCUCGACUUCAACUACCCUUCGAUCACUGUCCCUAGCCUCACGAACUCUGUUACCGUCACCCGUAAACUCACGAACGUUGGACCACCUGGAACAUACAAUGCUCAUGUCCGAAAGCCACUUGGAGUAAGCAUCUCCGUGGAACCGAAACAGCUAAAGUUUAACGAGGUUGGUGAAGUGAAGACAUUUCAGAUGACUUUGAGUCCCAAGUCAACGAAGUCUUCAGGUUACGUUUUUGGAGAGCUUACGUGGACUGAUGCCAAAAGUUACGUUAGAAGUCCCAUUGUGGUCAAAAUUUCAACCUAG
Molecule: messenger RNA, 2295 nt
Organism: Arabis nemorensis
Lineage: Eukaryota; Viridiplantae; Streptophyta; Magnoliopsida; Brassicales; Brassicaceae
Source: the annotation of a GenBank genome assembly